This is a messenger RNA of Plasmodium gonderi, 519 nucleotides long. RefSeq names its product trafficking protein particle complex subunit 2. Lineage: Eukaryota; Apicomplexa; Aconoidasida; Haemosporida; Plasmodiidae. The transcript has a single exon. Gene Ontology annotation, biological process: endoplasmic reticulum to Golgi vesicle-mediated transport. Bases 1 to 519 code for a protein of 172 amino acids. Gene Ontology annotation, cellular component: cytoplasm; nucleus; TRAPP complex. The record is from RefSeq and is a predicted model, not a curated record.
AUGAAUCGAAACAGUGUUAGUAGUAGUAACCCUGGAAUUGUGUAUCAGGUUUACGUACUUACAAUAAUUGGAAAAGGUGACAUACCUUUGUACGAAGCAGAUUUGACCAUAAAUGGAAAAAAAGAUAUAUCUGAACAUCUCGCUCAGUUUAUAAUUCACCAAUCGUUGGAUUCUCUAGACGUGUUAGUAUGGAAAAAUACAAAUAUGUUUCUAAAAACGAUCGACUCAUUUAAUAAUUAUUCAGUUUCAGCAUAUUGUACCCAUGGUCAUAUAAAAUUUUUACUACUUUAUAAAAAUAAAAAUGAGUUAAGCACUUUAAGCAGCAGUACUACUGCUACUAUGAAUAAUACUGUUUGUUAUGUCCCAUCAGAUGACAAUAUCAGAGCUUUUUUUGAAACAGUUUAUGAAAAUUAUAUUAAAGUAUUGUUGAACCCAUUAUAUGAACACAAUGGAAUUAUAACAAGUUCCUUGUUCGAUCAAAACGUGCACUUGGCAGCAAAGCGCUUUCUGCAUGGUUAA